Molecule: messenger RNA, 795 nt
Organism: Camelina sativa (false flax)
Lineage: Eukaryota; Viridiplantae; Streptophyta; Magnoliopsida; Brassicales; Brassicaceae
Source: RefSeq, a predicted model, not a curated record
AUGAAGAACAAGUUAGUAGAUCGUCCUCCUUGGACCUAUACCAUGCAGAUCCAAAGCCUCUCCCAACUCAAGGAACUCUUCCCUGAAUCCGAAUACAAAUCCCUUACUUUCUCUUCAGGCAAAUACAACUGGAAACAAGAAGGACAGCGGGGAGGGAUAAUGUAUGUUGAGUUAGAUACCUCAAGCCUUACCGCGUCUACGGUUUUGGCAUAUCUCACCUUCUUCGUCUACAAUAAGAAAGAAAAUAAAUAUUUUACUAUUCAAGAUGUUGAAGGGAAGCACUUCAAUGCAAUAAGACCGGUGUGGGGAUUUCCGCGAGUGCUUCCGCUUGAUACGUUCAAUGAUCCUAAAAACGGAUAUGUGUUCGAGGGAGAUCAAUGUGAGUUUGGUGUUGAUGUGAUGGUUCCACUUGUCAAUUGGGAAGUUGUCUCUUUCCCUAAUACACCAUCUAAGACAAAGUUUUCUUGGACGGUCAAGAAAUUCUCUAAGUUGAAAGAUCAUUGCUACGUAUCAGACAAGUUCAUUAUGGGAGGAAAGAAUGGGGUUAUAAAGUUGUAUCCCAAGGGCUACACUACAACAUAUUCCAAAUCUUUGUCCAUGUUUGUGUUUCUGGCUGAUGGUGAAACAAUGAAGGCAGUUGACAACAGAUACAAUUACGACACUCGAACUCAAGGUUGGGGUUGGUAUCACUUUAUAUAUUUAGAUAAACUUCGGGAGGCUUAUUUGGACAAAGAAGACUCUUUGCAAGUAGAUAUCGAAUUUGCAGUUGUUUCGACUACCACGUCUUCUCCAUGA